AGAUGUGUACAUAAUAUUGAAUUGCCCAAUAUAUUGAGUCAAUAAAAAAGUGUUGAAUUUUUAUUGUGCAAUGUGGUAAACAUUGCGUCGCCUGUGGACGAUAUUGCGCAAUAUUGGUUCAGUCCAGACGAUAUGAUAUCAGUUCUGUCUUUACAGUCGUGCGUUUAACAUCGACUAAUCAAAAAAUGGUUUCAAACGGAACCAAAGCAGAAGAAAGAAAAUUUAUCUUAGAAUGUAUCGAGUUAUAUCGGAGUUUACCAGCUUUAUGGAACGUGAAGUGUAAAGAUUACAACAACAGAAUUAAAAAAAAUGAACAAUACGAACAUUUGCUUCGUAAGUACAGAGAAAAGUAUCCCGUUGCUGAUAAAUCGCAGUUAGUUAAAAAAUUGAAUUCGUUGCGCACUAACUUCAGAAAGGAAUUGAAGAGGAUAAAGGAUUUUGAACAAAACUAUGCAGGAAGAGGCUACAUAAUGAAACCAACAUUAUGGUAUUUUGAGGAAAUGAAGUUUCUCACAAGUCUGGAAGAACAAAAUGAGUCUCAAAAUACUAUUAAGUUAAACUACGGCUACAAGAAAGAGCGUAAGGAGGGUACCAACGAGGAAAUGAAGUUUCUCACAAGUCUGGAAGAACAAAAUGAAUCAGAAAAUACUAUGAAGAUAGAGUAUGGCAUCAAGGAAGAAGAUGAAAUCAACAGUUUGGGCAAUAUUGGAACAAUCAUUAAUACUUUUACAAUUGGUAGCAAAAAUGGUCCUCCAAACAAGAAGGCAAGGAAACUCGACGAGUCUGAAGAAUUAAUAUCUCUGCCACGCAAACAUCUUGAACAACCUCAAACUUACUUUGACAAAAUUGCUUCAUCUUGGGCAGUAGAACUUCAGAAAAUGGUUCCACAGCAACAAUUGUUUGCGAAAAAGGCCAUCAAUGAUAUAUUGUUCGAAGGCCAAAUGGGCACUCUGCGCAGAGAUUCUGUGCAAAUUAAUUCUUCAUGUUGCACAUCUACUCCUUAUAACAGUAUGCAGCCAAGCCCCAUUUCAUGAUUCAACUCUCUGUACACAUGAAAACCAGUUAAUUAAAAGAACCUAAGGCACUCUUAUGCUUCUCAAUGUAAGUGGCUUACAUAUAAAAUAUUUUUUGGAAUCCUUCAGGCUGUGCAUUCUCCGCUGUCAACAAUGAUUUGUUAAUUGCUUCUCUACCUCUCACAUUCUAUAUAGCUCAUUAAAAAUGAUUGUAUUAAGAGAAUUAUUGCAGUGCAUUAUCAGUUCUCAAGGACCAGCCAUGUUGAGCAUAGAUGGGUUUCCUUAACUCUAAUACAAUGUAGAAAAAAACUGCUAUCUCAGUGAUCUUAGUCUAUGGAUUAUAGUGCGCUCUUUUUUUUAUCAUGUAUUUGUGGCAGAACCAAGUAAUUUUGGAGAUUUGGGGUUUCACUGACUGAAAGAAAGCUCCUGAUCAGAUCUCUUUUCAAUCUUUCUGCCAAUUAUUCCUAUUUUGGGGUGUAAAAAUGUCCAUUCUCUCCAAGUGGAAUUGGUAUGUCUAACAGUUCUCUCUUUUGUGCCACUCUUUGCUAUCACUUGCCAGACUAUCACCUACAUUAUUCGCGAAGUGGGAUACCUUUCUAGGGGGCACUUUUAUACUAGCUUAAGUAGGGAAGCGGUAUAGAUGUUGAAAAGCUGAGGACUAAGAAUCGCCCUUUGAGAGGCCCAAGUUUACCUCUCAAGGACUGAAUGUAUGGUUGUCAUUAGUAUCCUUUGCUUAUUAGGUUGAUCAUGGUAUGAGUUAAUGUUGAAGGAAAGCUUUCCUAUGUCAUUGUUUUAUAACAAUUUAAUGUUCCCAUGGUUGUAAGCAUUAGUAAUGUCGAAAAACACUACUAAUGUCAUUUCAUUAGUACACAAAUUGCACUGAGUGUCUGUAAUAAAUGUUGCCAGGUUGUUGUCUGAGUUAUGUCUUCUAAAUCCGUGUUGGAAAUUUGGAAGUUAUGUCCCUAGAUUUGACAAAUCAUUCGAGACGCUUCUAUGGGUCAAUGAAGGACGCUAGUUCGGAUGGUUUACCUGGUUUUAUGAGGGAGUUCGGGAUGCUCAGGGCUCAGUGACAGUCCCUUCUUUCCAUAUAGAGUUAAAGAUUUCGAGCAAUUGUAAUUUAGCUGUGGGAGGAAACCUGUUUAACAUUAGGUAGUGAAUCGAGUCUAUGCCAGGGGCUAUAUUGCUAACUGUAGAGAAAGCCACUUCCAGUUCUUCUAUCCUAAAUGGGAAAUCUAUGACAGGAUUGUGGAUGUUAUUCACCUUGUUUAAUUGCACCAAUUCUAGGACGAAUGGAAGAGCUAGGGAGUUCAAGCAAGUCUCGAAUUAGCAUUGGAGCAACAUUUCCUGUGACAUUAUGGCCGUGACAGUGUUUACGGGCUUACUCUUUAAAUAAAACCCCUUGUUUUCAAAAGCCAGACUUUUACUCAUAUAUGAACAUAAUCCCACAAGCAUAAAAUCCUCAAUCCCCCCAUACCACCAAUACCUCCCCCCCCCGAGUUCUCCUCUCAGUCUCAACCAAUACGUCAUAUCUCGGAACAUCCCCCUUUUAAAGAUCUAGUCUUUUUGGACACUUAAUUUUCCGUCCAUAUCUGCUCACGACCUGUGGUGGUGUUUCAGGUGUAGACGUUGUCCCUGGAGAUGUAGUUGGCGAUUCUUUAUGGUCGUCCUUUCGUCCUCCAGUGGAUGAUGGUGUUGCUUGACCGGGUAUAGAUUGAUCUGCUCUUGGUUCCUGAACUUCUCCACUUGCUUGGGUAGUAGAAGUAUUAGAUAGACUCUGUUCAUGAUGGGAGUACAGAAUUAUAUGACCCGGUUUCUCCUCACUGUCCUUUUAUUUGUCUCUACAAUGUAAGAUCGCGGUUCCUUGGCUGGCGUGAUAAUAAUAACUCUUCUUUUAAGUGGGAUAUCCAGACUUUGUCUCCAAUGUCGAACGGAUCCAAUGGGUGGGUGCACCCCAUGUGUUUGAGCUGGCAAAAAAAUAAAUAAAAUGGGAAAAAAUAGGAAGAAAGAAAGGAAAGGAACGCUUACUUGGCUUUUGUGGACUGUAUGUUGAAGUAACGGAAGAGAUCUACAGGCCGCCACGUGAAGUUGGAGCCCCAGUUGCGACGACGAUGGUGACCUGCAGGGUGAAUAGAACGUGGGAAAUCGUGAAAAAGGUGUUUAGUGACUGGGAGUUUUGUGGCCCUGAAAAGGACCGGUGUUGUGUUGAGAGAUGCCGUGACGAAGGUAUGAGUCCGAGACCGUGCGAGUGGUGCCGUUGGUAGUGUUGUGUGACUGAGUAACCGUUGGCUAAGGUUGGUAGACUCCACAGAGGCCGAAGGUACUGGAAUGCAGCAAUUAGCCGAGGGGGCAGCAGUUGGCGUUAAUGGCUAAGUCGGCGUUUAGAAGGCGAGAUCAGGUAAUGCUGCGAGUACUCUUGCUAUCGUCGAUGGUGUUCCAUUAUUGAUAGCUCGUCGGGCUGACGAGUCUGGUGUAGUAGAUUAUUAGUGAUAUUUGAGACUUCGUCGGCCUGACGAGUCUGAGGUCGUUGAAUAUUAGUGAUUGGUGAUAUCUCGUCGGGUUGACGAGUCUGAUUCCAGCGGGGCAGUGCCCCUGCUUAUAUAGGGGAGAGCUCUACUCUGAUUAGCUGCAGAGUGGAGGGCGAGAAUAUUCCAUAAGUCGUAGUGGCACCUAGCGGGAUCGUGGAAAUUAACUAGUGGCUACUACAUAGCUCCCCCAAUGGGCGAGCCAUUCAAAGCUGCAGACCAAUGGUGUUGGGUGGCGUGUUCUUCCAGUAGUUUCCCCCAACCCCUAAUUUGCUUCCAGGAGCAUUAUCACGUCGGGGUCACCAAUGUAGUGUGGUACGCUCUGUUGAUGUCGAGCGUUGAAAAAUUUUCUUCCCGUGCAGUUGGUUGGUGAAAUCUCUGAUGUUGGGCACUCCGUAUCUGUCGGGUUUAGUACAAGCAAUUAGCAGCCGAUAGUCUCCGCAAGGCCGGAUUUUUCCGUCUUUUUUGUAUGCGACGUGGAGCGGGCUUGACCACAGGCUCUUCGAAGGUCGGCAGGUACCCUGCUCCAUUAAGCGCCGGAAUUCUUCUUUCACUGUUUGCUAUUUAUAGGGUGGUAACCUACGUACCUUGCAAGUUACUGGCGGACCGACGUUUCUUUUACCGUACCGUGUUUCUUUUAGGUCACUGGUGAGCUGGUACAGUGCAGUUUCUGUUGAUCUUCCUGCUCUGUAUGCAUGCUGACAGAAAUGGAGAGGCUUGUUUACCAGUGCUGUCGUUCUUAUAUAGUUGUCUAUCAGCUUUUCAAGGGUCUUUAAUAGAAAGGAUGUUAAGCUGAUUGGUCUGUAGGAUUUAGGUGAUGUAGGGUCUCUUUUUCCCCACUUUUGGUAUAAAAACCACCUUUGCCCUACGCCAUGUCUGUGGUAUUUAGCCUAGUGCUAAACUAUAUAUACUAUCAUCGCAGGAAUGUUGGAGCAAUUAUAUUCAUUUCUUUUUGGAGCAGGAUGGGAAAAAUCCCAUCUGUUCCCGGUGCUUUAUACGGGCUGAAAGUGUUAAUCGCCCAGAGGAUUUUCUUCUCUGUGAUUAUUUCAGCUCCUUUCUUCCAAUUUUCUUUCUUGGGAUUAACUGCUCUCACAUUUUCUGGGGGGAUGUCAUAGGUACUAUCUGGAAAAUGUGUACUUAGAAGGAGCAUUGCUUUCUGUUUUAUGUCUUCUGUGUAUUUGCCUUCUUUACUUCUUAGGGCAGUGUUUAUGUCUGAUCUGUCCUGUGCUAGUGCCUUGUGCAAUCUAGCUGCUGUGGAUACUGUAGAGAUUUCUCCGCAGAAUUUGCGAAAGUUCUCUCUUUUCGCCCUGCGGAUAGCAUGGUUAUAUAACCUUUUGUAUUCUCCCCAGUUACUUGCUAUUCUAGCUUUGUUAAAUGCUUUCCUGGUUUCUUUCCUUAGUUUUCCCAGUUCUGCAUUUCACCAAGGUGGUUCUUGUCUACUUUUUGGGACCUUAACAGGGCAGCUUGAUUCAUAUGCAUCAAUUAUAUUACCUGUAAGUUCCCUAACUGCAAGUUCCAAUUCAUUGCAGGUCUUCGGUACUCUCUUCACUGUUGUAUGGUUUAAACUAUAUGUUACCAUCUCAGUGAACCUUGCCAAAUUUGUGUUUCGGGGAUUUCUGUACGGGGUAGGGUCUCUCCUAUCUGAUUCGAUGUCGAACCUUAUUAUUCUGUGGUCUGACAUCGAUUCUUCACUGGAAACCCUCCAAUUUUUUAUUACUUUAUGUAGGGCUUGGCUGCAAAUGGUAAUAUCCAAUACUUCUCGUCUCACUUUGGUGACAAAGGUAGGGAUUGAUCCUAUAUUAAGUAUAUCUAAUUUUUCAUUCACAAAAAUUCUAUGAGUGACUCACCUCUUCUGUUGUUGUUAGUGCUUCCCCAGAUUUGGUGAUGUGUGUUGGCAUCGCAUCCUACCAACAAGGGGAGAUUCUUCUUGCUGCAGUAGCCGGCUAGCCUUCGUAGCUCAUCGGGAGGAGGGUGGUCCUCCUCUCCUGGGAAGUAUGCCUAUGCUACUACUGCUUCUUGUCUCUUCGCAUCGAUUGGUAUCUCUACCUUGAUGGAAACUAAGUCACCAGUCAUGAAUUCUGAAAGACAGAGAUAAUUAGUGUUUUUCCUAAUCAAUAAGCAUUCACGGGGAUUUUCCUGUCUGGAAUCCCAUACAGUCUUACCAUCUUUACAGGACGAACCUCCAAUUUGUCCUUUCCACUGCCAGGGUUCCUGGAUGAGAAUUGCCCAUAGAUGUUGCACGGUGAACAUCCUAGCUAUUACUGCCGAGGCAGCUUUAGCGUGGUGGAUGUUCACCUGGGCUAUUCUCAUUUCCUCCAUAUAGGGUUAUUCUUUUGGGGGAGGAGGAGGUGUCUCCUCUCCCAAUAGCUUCUCCUCGGUGAGUACUUUUGGCUCCGUCUGUAGAGGAGGAGGGGUCUGGGUUCCCAAGACAACCUGGUCUACCUCCAUCUCAGCAGUAUUUUCGGAGGUAGUCUCCGUGGGUGGAGGCAUCGCUGUAGGGGCCUGCUUCUUUUUAAUGGAUGGGGGGGUGAUUGGGGUGGAGGUGUGAGAUUUCUCUCGUUUUGUUACCUCCUCCCCCUCCCUUUUUCAGGCCUCUCACCGGGAUCCUCCCAAAACGAAAAUUGAGGGUAUAUCCUCUUGAAAUUAUCGUUUCUGCCGAGGUCUCAUCGAUGCCCAGGAUCAUGACAAUCUCAGGCCCCUCUGCCUUCACUGAGUGAACUUUCCUCUCCUCAGCGCAGAUCCCAUCAUUCUGCGCUUUGAUCAGAGUUAGGGUUCUUGGUUCUUCUCCUAGUUUUGUCCUAGGGAAGAACACCACUAUUGAGUGAGGUUUGGGAAAGCCUCCCCUACCCUCACUGUCAGUUUCGUUCGUUUGCUUAGCUCUAGUUUAGGGGCUAUUUCCUGUAGCCAUUGUACAGUUUUGCCGUCUUGACAGUCUAAGGCCAUCAUAUCCGGCCUGAUGUGUAUGCCUUCAAACUGUAUUUUGGCUUCCCAUCCUUUUAAGAUUUCUUCAAUGAGGGUUUCCUCUAGAUGGGUCAGCUCUUCCGUUGUUAAUGUUACCAGAGGGUAUUCCUCCGGUAGCAAAGCCACUCUUAUGAUCUUUGCUGCUCCGGCAUAGCUUACGCUUGGAGCAGCCUCCCUGGCUCUAAAAAGCGCCUGAGGAUGGAUGGCUUUGCCGUCUUGUCUAUCCUUAGUUCUUUGGGGGUAAGAGAUUGCUCUCUUGCUGGAUGAUUGUACCUCCAGUUUCUCUUUUUGAAUUUUAGCCUUUCUUUCGUCGGCCAAUUUUCUUGCUUCUUCGGGUGUUUUCCCCGAUUUUAUCGCUCUCAGGUACCAUUUGGUCAUAGCACUGCUAAGACCUUUCCUGAGGGUCGUCUUUCCCGCCUGGUUCUCCUAGUUUUGGCAAUUCGGCGGAGACUUUUUUCUUUCCUUUUGGUUUCCCAAGAAGAGGUCUAUAUUUCCUAGUGUCGCUACUUGAAGGUGUUGAACCCUUCGUUUGUGUGGUGUUGAAUUUCCCACGUAGCGACUAGUAUUUGUCUUUAUUAGGGAGAGGUAGUCUCUCCUUUGUUUCUAAGGACUGAGUGUCCAUCAAGGGGUUGGUCUCCAGAUUGCUUGAUGUGUUUGGAGAGCCACAUUAACCCCGGCUGCCAGUGAAUCACUCGGCACGGAACGCAUGACCUUUGAUUGAGGCGGAUGCUGUUUUCUGUCAAGCCCAAGAUUCUUUGGGGGGGAUAGGAUGGAGGGAGAGGGGUUGGUGGAAGGAUUUUGUUUAGUGAGGAGUGGUUGGGAAAACGAUUACCUCACUUAGGGAUAGGACACCCCUUUAGCUUUAGAUCAAUAUGAAUCCCCCGUCAAGACGGUGACGAACGUUUCCCGGGGUUCACUACUUGGAAGCGGGGUUGGUCUUUGAACGUUGAGGGAGCUGGCCUAUAAUGAGUUGGAACCGUCGUUCCUGGGAAGUGAUGUGGUUCGACCCAAAGAUUGUCUCUGCUUGUACGAACCAUAAGGCAGGGUCUUCCUCCCAAAAUGCUGGCAGGCUUACUGUAACGUUUUCAGCAUGCACUUGUUCCGUAGCCUGUCCGCCUUCGGCCAUCGCUCAUGAGAGUUAUAAAUAGAGCUCUUUAAUCACGUCGGGGUCACCAAUUUUGUGGUGCGUAUUAGUGAGUGAGCUCUGGUGGCCGAUGAAAUGCGUCAAGGCUUAUACUAAGCGGGGCCGUGCCUGAAGACAGGCAAUUAAUGAAAACUCUCGAAGAGGAUGUCGAGUUGUGAUCAGGCGAAGAAGAAGUGAUAUCCGCUAAGUGAGGAGAGCGUUGUAGAGAUAGUCGCACGUCUGGAACUUGAAGGUAGACUGACUGGAAGGCGAGGUCGGCCUGCUUAUAUACCUAUUCAGAGUGGAGGUGCUCGUUUUUGUUUGGCCGCAAUGUGGAAUGAGGCGAACAUUCCUAUUGGUGUCCUUGUGCGUCGACGCUCGCGCCAUCUGUUGUUUCGUGUUGGUAUUACUGGUGAAGAUUGUUUGCCAGAGAUGUUGCUAGAGUAGCAACGGUCAAUUGAGAAAAUGCAUAACAAGGUGGAUAGAGUUGGAAUGGAUGAAAAUGUGGGAAAAACUUCGGGUUCCAGGGAUUUGGUUACGAGAGGGGUAACUUAGGGUUUUCAAAACUAGGUGAAGUGAGGACUUUUGAGGUUAACGACAGAAAAGUUGAUUGUUCGACAUCGAGACGAGAACUGAGAGCCUACUUGAUUCUCCCCGUCUUUUGUCGUAAUUCCGUUUGUAUUUCCGUCUGUACUCUUCUUCUUUUACUCGAAGGAGUGUCGUAGCCGGAUUUUUACAGAGAUAGCGAGCUAAGCGUUGUAAUGUAUCUCUCAGUUUCCUAUCUAUGGGGAGUUCAACUGGUGAGAAUCCGUUAGGGAGUGGCGAGUUUCUGUAUGCCAAAGUACUAGGUAAGGAUCAUCUUGAUUUUUCUUGAGCAAGGAUUGGGCUAUUUUCAUAGCUGUUUCUGCACUCCCAUUGCUUUGAUGAAAGUGUGGACUGUUGGUUCUCAGCUGAAAAUUGUAUGAAUUCUGAGUUUUCCUUCUCUAGUCAUCCCGAUAAUAUAUUCUUUCAACUUGUCGCAGCACCAUGCUACCGCCAGCGCUUCACGUUCGAUAUUUGAAUAGUUGUGUUCGCGUUCUGAAAACGAUCGAGAAAUGUAUGAUACUGGUCCUCACCCUUCUUUUUUUGCUGCUGCAAAGGAACACCUCCUGCCCCGUAGGAUGAAGAGUCAGCAGAGUAGGCAGUUGUGGGUCAUAGAAGGCCAGUAAGGAUGCCGCAGUUAAUUCCUGUUUAAUUCGCUCAAAAGCCAUUUUCUGUAGUGGUCCCCAAGUCCAAACAUUUUUCGCGCAAAGCAAGUCGGUGAUAGGUUUUAAGAUCUCGGACGGUUAGGUAUGUAUUUUCCCAAAAAAAUUCACCAUACCGAGAAACCUUUGAAUGCCUUUUACCUUGUUUACCCCUUUUUUAAUACCUUCAGGGGGUUUUAAGUUCACUGUAGCUUUCACCUUUUCAUCAUCAAUUUUAACGCGACGAAAGUCGAUGUCCUAGAAACUUAACGGUCUUUUGAGAAAAAACAGUUUUUCCCCAUUGCGAGUGAUUCCUGCAGCCUGAAGUUUGACCAUUACCGUUUUUAAGGUGCUGAGGUGAUACCAAAUGGAAGAAUAUAAUAUCAUGGACAACUCCCUGAACCGCAUGCUCUGAAAACACAAAGCUCGAAUAACGUCUUGUUUAUCUUCGCUUUUUAGUGACUUCCUGGAUGUUAGUCACAAGGCAAGCAAAACGCCUUUGUCGGUUGCAUUUCAAGCACUUAACAUUCUUCGCAGGACACAAUCUCUGCGGUGGAGAGCGCCGCUGCACCAUUAGCACUUCCCUUGUGGUUUUCCCCUGCUCGCUCGGUCCCGGCUGUGAUUUUCUGAAAUGUCUAAUUCUGGGAUUGAUCAAUCGCUGAGGUUCCUAGAUCGCCUUCAAGACCUUUUUUCUGUCGUUGCAUUUCCUCCAAACUACGAAAAGCAUUAAUCGCCUUUUCAAGCGUCAAGUCAGCUUCAAGUGGCAAACUUUAAUUUUAAUUGUUUUAAUUAGCUACAUUUUUAAUUUAAUUAAUUAAAAUUUAAACUUUGGUAUCUCAUUCCAGUGGUAAUGCCCCUCAACAGCAUUUCGUUUUCGAGAGUACCCCAUUCACAGGAUCUCGAGAGCGUGUGAAGAUCUGUAGUCCUCAGCAGGUUCUAACGAGCCUUGUUUCCUUCGCAAGAAUUUAACACGUUCAUAUGAUAUAUUCUUUUUUGGAAUGAAAUGAUCCUCAAACCGUUUAACGAUUAUUUCGUAAGAACUGAUUUUGUCUUCAAGAUGAGAUGAAUCCAAUAUUUAUUCCUUUUCGCCCAUGCAGUAUAUGAGUAUAUUGACUUGGUUCUUUCCCGGCGUAAUUUCCAACCGCUUAUCGCACGAUAGCGUUGGAAUCGCCUUUUCCAAGUUGCCCAAUCGAUUGGCUUAAACGUAAAAUUGUCAGACUUUACCUGCACGUGUCCCUCAAGCCAGGAUAUAACAAAAAAUUUUGCUUCAAUGCUAACUCGAGACUUGCUUGUAUCUAGACCUGGUCAUUAGACAGUCUAGAGACUGUCUGCGGCAAGUUGAGAGACCCCGGUCUACCAGUGUGUACGAGCCUUAAGAACUAUCUUUUAAAGUAGUCGAUAUAAUUUUAUACGAUUUUUCCCUGCAAUGCGGAUAUACCUUGUGGAAUUAUUAAGCUGGCAAACAGCAUUGGAUUUACUUUUCCAAGGUAUUCCCGUUCCUUCUACAUAAAGAAAAACCCUCUUCGGUCUUCCGUUAAAAACGAUUGUUGGUUAGUCGUUUUCUAUAAUUUUGACAUUUAUUUUUCCUAUCAGACUGGAUGACUGACACAUUUUUUAAAAUAACUUGGUAGAGAGUUGGGAAAUUUCGUUAAACUACCUAUUAGUACCUUUGUUAGUACAGUGAUAGUAUGAUUUAUGUACGAAAACGUCAUCAUUUUAGAGUGAUGACUUCCGUUUUUCCCUGACGGGGAGCAGAGGGAAUAGUCGCCUAGGGGUCCCCCCCCUGGAGCCCCCGUAAUUAAAUUUCAAGCACCGAUAUGUACUAAAUGAAACAAAAUGAAAAGAUACUUAUGUUAUAUAAAGGACAAAAUUAAAUAGAACGUGAAAUAGACAUGACCUUUCACUCAUGAGUCAAAACCGAUUCUGUCCUUCAAUGUUAACACCCACAACACUCGUAAUUCUCGUCCUUUAUCAGAACGAACACAAAAAUAUAACUAUUCACUGGCAUUUCUAGAAUUUUAUGUAUUGGUAAUAAGUUUUAUACUGUUGAUCUGUUUAAUAAUAAUAAUAAAAAUAUAUUUUUUAGAACUGAAAAAUUGUAAGUAAAUUUUUAUUAUAGUAGUAAAUAUUUUAUAAUAUACUUUUAUUUGAUUUUUUAUAUGAAUGUACACCUAAUUGUAUAUGUAUAAGUAGUAUAUAUGUAGUAAUUAGUAUAAAUAAGAAGUUUAUUUUUUGUAAUUUGGCUCUUGCCUGUAUGUUUUAAAUAAAUAACAGAAAAAAGUGAAUUUUGUCAACAACAAAAAAUGCGGUUGUAAGUGCUUCUCAAUCUGUAAUCACUUGGAGCCCCAAACCCUAUGUAAGGUGGCUCGAGCUCUAUGUACGAUAUUUUGCCAGCAUAUGAAUGCUUCUAGUAAGCAUAGAAAGCACAUUGUCCAUGUCUUGAAGUUGUGUACGUGGUUGAGUGUCAGCUGAAUAGUCAAAAACCAGGUAAUUGCUAAUCGGUUCGAAUUAUUGUGUACUUACAAUAUCACUAUACAUAUAAAAAAAUAGAUGCAUAUAUUUUUUGCAGAGCAAUGUGUUGACCAUAAUUCACUGGUCAGAGUGUGCAAUUUUGUAACAUGUAUCAAAUAACCAUAGCAAAUACCGUCAGAAAAAUAUAUAAUUAAAUGUAAUGUGUU
Cimex lectularius (bed bug) is the source of this 11520-nucleotide messenger RNA. RefSeq lists its product as uncharacterized. The transcript is spliced from 2 exons. The coding region runs from base 186 to 1034 and encodes 282 amino acids. Lineage: Eukaryota; Metazoa; Arthropoda; Insecta; Hemiptera; Cimicidae. The record is from RefSeq and is a predicted model, not a curated record.